Molecule: messenger RNA, 1077 nt
Organism: Fonsecaea pedrosoi CBS 271.37
Lineage: Eukaryota; Fungi; Ascomycota; Eurotiomycetes; Chaetothyriales; Herpotrichiellaceae
Exons: 1
Coding region: 1-1077 (358 amino acids)
Source: RefSeq, a predicted model, not a curated record
AUGGCGCACAAGGAGAAAGAGGCCGAGGAACAGGCCGAAGAGGAGAACAACGCUUCUCUCGAGGAACCAGAGCCAGUCGCUGAUGCCGACCUCGAAGGUCAAGGGGAGAAGGAUACGAAGCCAGAGCACAAGGAGCCAAACGAAGAUUCUGCACAUGCUGGCCAGAAGCGCAAGGAUCCGCCAACUGAUUCCUCCCAGUCUGAAGCAGACACCAAGGUGCCACGACAAGGUCCACCUCGCAACACCGAGACCGCGGCUUCGCCAAAACAACUCCUCAAAUUCCUUCUCUCCGGCCCAGCGAUGCCCUAUUGUUUUCCCGCGGACGAACUCGACGACGCCAGGAGGACGUCCAAGGGGUACAAGUCCUAUUCUCUGACGUCCCCAGCAAGUUUCACGCCCUUUGAGCACCUACUUUGCGCACACAUGCUCUCCAAGCCCCUCUCCCACACUCUGGGCAUGAGAAGCAUCCGCACCCUGCUCAACGAACCCUUCAGCCUGGACACGCCCGAGGCCAUCAUCUCGGCCGGGGAGCAGGGGGUGUGGAACGCCCUCGAAGCAGCGCGGACGCAACACCGCCAGAAGACUGCGUCGUACGUCUUCCGCACCGCAGAGCUCUACAGCGACUCCGAGACCAUGUUCCAGCUCGCCGAGGAGGCGAACGAUGGCGGGCCGCACGGGGUCAUUGAGCACAUCAAGUCCACGGUGCCCGGCCUGGCCGUCACGGGCGGCGAAAUCUUCUGUCGCAGGAUCCAGUGCGUGGACGGGUGGGGCGGUGCCGUGUGGCCGUAUGCGGACUCAAAGGCCCUCGACGCGGUCAGAAAGGUGGGUAUCCCCGUCGACGACGCAGAGCAGUUGCGGGCCAUGAUCGUCGACGAGGUUCACCGGAACAAACGGCUCGGAGACAUGGGGUUGCACGAAAGGAAACUGAACGAGGAACAGCUCGUCGAGGAGCAGGCCAACGCGCAGAUCCAGGUAGCGUUUGUGGUGGCAUUGGAGAGAGCAUUGGGUUGCGUGCUCGAGGGCAAAGUAGCAGAGCUACAAGUAGCGGCGGCGGCAGCGAAUGCUGUUGUUGCAUAA